GAUCCGCGCGAGCUGCGAGGAGAAAGGAGGAGGUCGCGCGCUUCGUGUAACUCCAUUCCAUGCCCGCCGGGUGACGACGGACGACGACGAGGACGAUGAGCGCCAUCGGCGAGGAAUGAGUGAGUGAGUGAGCGAGCGAGGGAGUGAGUGAGAAUGCUGUCAUUACGCUCCUGCUGCUGCGCUCGGCCUCGUGCGGCGCAUUGCGCUCGAAGAUUGCCCCCGAGGGGGCAAGGCAGAAUCGACGCGAGGGGCAAAUGGAGGCGCAGCGCGGAGCCGAAGCGCUACCAUGGAGCGGCGGUCGACACGACGGGGGGAGCCGGCGAGGGUAGCGCUAAGCGGCCGGUGGCCGAGGAGCGGUUCGGGGGGGACCGGGUGCGCAGGUACUGGCAGGACGAGGCGACGGGGGAGCUGAGAGUCGAGGAGGCACCGGUGGCAGCAGGUGCAGGACGGGGGGCAAGCGCGGGGCUAGCGGUGGCGGACUUCGUUUUGCCCGCGGGGUAUCCGAAUUCCGUGUCGGACGACUACCUCGAGUACAUGCUGUGGCAGUUCCCGACGCACGUGACCGGCUGGAUCUGCAGCACGCUAGUAACCUCGAGCCUGUUCAAGGCCGUGGGGCUAGCGGACGGCGGGGGCACGUACGCGGCUGCGGCUACAGCCACCAUCAAGUGGGUGACUAAGGACGGGCUUGGCGCCGUGGGGCAAUUCGUGGUCGGCGGGCGCUUCGGGAGCAUUUUCGACGAGGAUCCGAAGCAGUGGCGCAUGUAUGCCGAUCUGAUCGGCAGCGCCGGCAGCGUGUUCGAAUUGCUGACGCCUCUGGCGCCCGAUCAGUUCCUGCUCCUGGCAUCGCUGGGGCAUCUCACCAAAGCCGUGGCCAAGGGCUUGAAGGAUCCGUCGUUCCGCGUGAUUCAGAACCACUUCGCAGUUUUCGACAACGUGGGCGAUGUGUCCGCCAAGGAGGAGGUCUGGGACGUGGCGGCGAAGCUCGUGGGGCUCGCCAUUGCCGUGCUCAUACUCUCGUGGCCCGCCCUCGGGCUCAGCACCUCGUACGCAAAGCUCGUCCUCACGUGGAUUUGUAUUCGGGCCUUGCACCUUCUGUUGCGCCAUCAGUCUCUGUCGGUCGUGCAGCUCUCGACUAUCAAUUACAAGCGGGCUGCCAUUCUGAUCCAAGCUCAUGUCGAGGGCCGUGGCCCCUUGCCUGGCGUGCUGGAGUGCAAUCGGAAUGAGCAGCUGUUGAUUCCAUGGCAGAUGAUGUCGCCGCGCAUCUGGGUCGGCUGUUCCUUGCAAGACAUCCUCGAUCUGUGCUCCUCCGAUCCCUCCCCUCCUCGGAUCGAUGAGCUGCUCCGCCUGUACAGCGAUGAGCACUACAUUCUGGUCGUCUCUGGACUCGAGGCUCGCGUUCUGAUGAAACAGGGCGCGUCCAGCGCGUCCAUCUUGCGCAGCUUGUGGCAAGCUUAUUGGUUAUUCUCUCGACCUUCUGCCACCUCCGGCAAUGACAUCGGGCGAUUGAGAGCAAGUCUCGACGCUUUGGAGCGCAACUUUGCUUCGUUCAAAACGGAGCUCAAAGCCUCGGGCUGGGAUGCGGAUCGAAUCGCCAUUAAAGUUCCUUCAGUGUCUCCUGUGUUUCUGCAAUCGCCCUAAUUCCUGCGGGCCAGUCUUUCGCCAAAUUUCGAAUCACGUUAUUCUGAUCGAUCUCCGCAAUCCGCUGUUUCUUCACGGCUGUAGAUCGUUCACCAGACGUAUAGCUGUAGGUGUUGUCAAAUUUUGGUGUGAUCCACCUCAAUGGAGGAAAGAGCAAUGAUGACAAGACCAAGGGCAAUCCAGAGCUGGAACCUUUGGCAUUAAAAGUUGUAUGGAAUGUAGCCAACUGCAAGAUACUCACAGAAUUGUUGCCUUAGAGAGCAACCUCUCCGUGUCAGUUCGACGCCAGAGCUUCUGAUAACGUCGAGUCGAGAAUGCCGUGAAUUCAUUUUCGACUGAAAUCGAGUUCGACCUCCGUCAAGCACAGAAGAAUUUUGUGUCAUUGACAUACUGUACAGAUUCCUCUUUGAAACGUAUGUGAUUGACUUCAUCAUUACGUUUGCUACAAUAAUCAAAUCACCACACAGUUACUCUGAGUUAUGUUCC
Marchantia polymorpha subsp. ruderalis is the source of this 2124-nucleotide messenger RNA. The record is from the annotation of a GenBank genome assembly. NCBI's taxonomy places the organism in Eukaryota, Viridiplantae, Streptophyta, Marchantiopsida, Marchantiales, Marchantiaceae.